Aphanomyces astaci is the source of this 1206-nucleotide messenger RNA. RefSeq lists its product as hypothetical. NCBI's taxonomy places the organism in Eukaryota, Oomycota, Saprolegniomycetes, Saprolegniales, Verrucalvaceae. The transcript has 2 exons. Bases 1 to 1206 code for a protein of 401 amino acids. The record is from RefSeq and is a predicted model, not a curated record.
AUGGAGUUCCGUGUGUACUCUCCUUCGUCCGUCCAAGACACCGCCAAUAUAUCCCAUCAUCACCAUCAUCCGCCGACCCAUCCCGAUCACUACUCGCCGCUCGUGUGCUACUCGUACACGCUCAACACGAUCCUCGGCGUGGGCUGCCUCACGAUCCCGUACGCCGGUCUCGUCCUCGGCUUAAGUACCGUAGUGGGUAUGUCGUUUCUUUCGUAUGUGACCGUGCUGUGGACGUGCGAGGCGCUGGAGAGGCACCGCCGCCGCCUCCACCUCCUGCCUCCGACUUCCGACGACGACUUGGAGGUCGUGACGCUCUGCCGCGUCUACCUCGGCUCCAUCGGCGCCAAUCUGUACCACGUCGCGCUCUACAGCUACGGCUACGCCGUCCUCGUGGCCUUUGCCCAAGUGUUCAUCGCGGCACUGUCCACCCAAUUCCCCGCACUGUCAUCCUCGUUAGUCGCGCUAUUCUACAGUCUCGUGGUGGUGCCGCUGUCGUGCAUGGACCUCACCGAGCAGAUCGUGUCUGCUCUUCCCGCCGACCACCUCCGCGUCCUCGGACACAUUCUCCUAUGUGUAGCGCUUCCGCUGGUCAACUUUGACGGUUUGGGACUCCUCGUGAGUACCGUUGUAUUUGCUCAGUUCUGCCACAUGUGCGUACCUUCCCUCAUCGCGCCGCUCAAAAAAGAGGCCACCGUCGCCGCCCCGUCCAUCUUCUUGGCGGCCAUGACAACCACCACAUGCAUCUACGUCGUUCUCGCCGUCCUCUGCGCCAUCUCCUUCGGGCCCCAAACCCUCUCCAGCGUCAACCUCAACUGGAGCUCAUUUCCAUCAAUGCCCCUUGUCGUAAGAACGUUCCUCGUCCUCUUUCCCGCCAUCGACACCCUCAGUUCGUUCCCCCUCAUCGCCAUCAACGUCGUCCAAGACGCCACAUCUUUGCCCAAGCUGGCCAGUCGACUGGCCGCGGCCGUCCCACCCAUUCUCCUCGGAUAUGCAGUCAACGACCUCAGCACCGUUGUGCAUGUUUCGGGGGUGUUUGGGGUCUACCUCGUCCUCAUCGGCCCCGCACUCUUGCAGUGGACGUCCCUCGCCUCCGACCCCGAGCCCACGAGAUAUGCAUGCAUGCUUAGCCACAUCGGAUGGGUCUAUCUUGUCCUUGUCACAGGCGCCGCCGCGGUUGUCAUCUUGGCGGCUCAGGUCGUCUCGUAG